Coniophora puteana RWD-64-598 SS2 is the source of this 993-nucleotide messenger RNA. RefSeq lists its product as uncharacterized. The coding region runs from base 396 to 980 and encodes 194 amino acids. The record is from RefSeq and is a predicted model, not a curated record. The transcript is spliced from 4 exons. NCBI's taxonomy places the organism in Eukaryota, Fungi, Basidiomycota, Agaricomycetes, Boletales, Coniophoraceae.
CAAAUUGAGACCUGCGACAGGAGCAAAGGCCAGCCAGAACUUGCAAAGUUCCAGGGCAAUAUUAAUCCCAGAGCGUGGCUGGCGGCUGUGGCGGUGCUAUCCGAAAGCAACCGGAGCCCCUAUAACCUCGUAGCUUAAUGUUUUGAAUCUCGCCCUCCCAUUCAACUCCCAUUCACGUCUAAUUCACGUCAGCGCAGAACAGAAGUGUCCCGAAGUUGAAGAAGAUAAGAUGGAUAUGAGGGUUCAAAUCCAUCGAACCAACACCCACGCUCAUUACCAACGGAAACAAGCCGAUACGUCGACGAAUUUAUCUCAGCCAUACAUAGCUUGGCAAUCUCGCUCGCUUCUAGCCAAUCACACACUCGUUACCCUCUGUCCCGUCCGGGGGCUCCGCGAUGUUCAAAGGGCUUGACUAUGGCUUGCGAUGUGUACGUUGGAACCGCCUCCGUGGACGAGCUCAGGCGUUCCCGGUAGUGACGCAAGCGUCGCAGACGAGUAAAAGAGUAGUAUAUUCUUCUGGAAGGCGCCCAAGAGCAGCUGAGGAGGGCGAAGAGGGUUGUCUUUAUGCUAGCCUUGCUAACGAUGGCAAGAGGAUGGUAUCGCUGAAGAUGAUAUUAGUAAUGUUCGUUCCCGCUUCAAAAUGGCUCUCUUUGAAAGCGCAUACGCCUGCAGCUCCGGCCGUCCUACAGCCAAGCAGCGUUUCCAUGUCGGCAGACCGUGACGCGUUCAAGCGACCAGAUAACUUGACAUCACGGAGUGGAACAACUCUCGGGUUUGUGUGCCCUCGCACCCCUCUUCGUCUGUCCCUCGGGUUAUGGGCGGAGCGUGGCCGCGUCGGCGCGGGCGCCCUUACGCCGAGCUGUCGCACAGCAGCAUACACAGUUAAGUUUCAAACGGACAAGCGUUGGGUACCGAUGUUGGACCAAACGGGAGCAGGCGGUAACGCGCAGUACUGGCAACCUCGUCUGGAUAGGGUCUAGCGAAUAAAAGCGU